Molecule: messenger RNA, 1357 nt
Organism: Amborella trichopoda
Lineage: Eukaryota; Viridiplantae; Streptophyta; Magnoliopsida; Amborellales; Amborellaceae
Product: transcription factor RHD6
Biological process (GO): regulation of DNA-templated transcription
Molecular function (GO): protein dimerization activity; DNA-binding transcription factor activity
Source: RefSeq, a predicted model, not a curated record
CCGUACUCUCAAGGAACAGUGAUCAUGAAUCUUUCUCAUCUACCCUUUAGCAUCUGUGUUGAAAAGAUGAGAAGGAGUACAUCUUCCCUCAUAGAAUUGAGUUUUUCCACUAUUUUCUAUGAGAUAGGCAAGCAAUGACACUUGCUAGAGAGAGUAAAGCUACACAGGAGGCAAACAACCUGAUCAUGUUUCAGGCUUAUCCAUUCCACAGCAGCACAUAUGUUUCAAGCGCAGGUGCACCCCCUCUUCACCCUUCCUCUCUCUAUCUCGGCAACACCUUCGAAGCUCAAAUCCCUUUUGCAGUCACUGACCCAACUGAGCUCAGCAAUUGCACCGACUUAGUAAUGGGAGGCUCCAGCUCCUCCUCUUCGGAAGACCUCGAGGGCUUGGGUGCUAUGCUAUCCUUCACACCGGGCGAUAAUCACAGUUACAAUCGCACUCCUUGGGCGUAUCCUUGCAACUCUCCACUGAUUUUCGAACAAGGAGGUGGAGUUGGCGAUCAUUUUUCCAGCUCAAUUCCGGUCGAAAGUUUCAGGUUAUUCUCAUCUGGAGAUAGUUUUUUCCGAGGGGAGGAGAAGGAGAGAGAAAGAAGCUUGUGUCUGCAGCAUAAGCGGCCAUAUCCGGGUGAAGAGAUUAAGGUGCAGGCCUCAAAGAGAGUUUGUGGGUACUCAAAGGCCAUGGACGUGGACAUGGACAUGGACAUGGACAUAGACAUGGGGGGGGAUUGCAUCCCAUCUCUACUUUUUAGGAAACCUACUAAACAAAGGCAUGUCCCCUCCAAGGACCCUCAAAGUAUAGCCGCAAAGAAUAGGAGGGAGAGGAUCAGUGAGAGGCUGAAGAUAUUACAGGAUCUCGUACCAAACGGCACAAAGGUGGAUUUGGUGACUAUGUUAGAGAAAGCCAUAAGUUAUGUAAAGUUUCUACAACUUCAAGUAAAGGUUUUAGCGACUGAUGAGUUCUGGCCUGCUCAAGGAGGCCAGGCGCCUGAGGUUGGUCAAGUGAAGGAAGCCAUUGAAGCCAUUCUCUCCUCUCACAACAGCAAAGCCUCCUCCUCUUCUCCUUCAAACCCUACCAUGUGAACUGCUUCUCAACUAUCAUUCUCUUCAUAUAUAAAUAAUAGUAUUCGUAGUCAGGACUAGAAGCAACUGGGAGUUAGAAAUGGAGGUGGAAUCUUACACAGUCACAAAAAGCUAUACUUUGGACCUUUGCGUAGAGAUCUUAUUUAAUUCUCUCUCUCUCUCAAGUUAUUUUGACUUCUUGUUGUAAUGCUUGCAAAGGCAACCUUAUGCUUACGUACUGUUUGGUUCUUCUCCAUUGGCACCAUGUGUAAUUCAUGGUUUUGUAAUUUAAAAUAUUU